Gasterosteus aculeatus aculeatus (three-spined stickleback) is the source of this 2551-nucleotide messenger RNA. Lineage: Eukaryota; Metazoa; Chordata; Actinopteri; Perciformes; Gasterosteidae. The record is from RefSeq and is a predicted model, not a curated record.
CACUCUUCCCCCCCCCCCCCCUCUCUCUCUCUCUCUGUCUCCCCCCUGGAGAAUAAAUCCAUCUGCUAGCUCGGACUGACUGCAAGAAACAGGAGACUGGGACGUCGACAGCAGCGCGGAUUUAUUGUGGCAAGCGACGCGGACUCAGCGAGCGUUUCCUCCGAAAUGGAAAAAGAAGUCCCAGUCGGCUUGUAAGAUGUAUCCUCACCACAGAGAAAGGGAGCAGCCCAUCUUCAGCUCCCGGGCCCAUGUCUUCCAGAUCGACCCCGGCACCAAGAGGAACUGGAUCCCCGCCAGCAAACACGCCGUCACCGUGUCCUUCUUCUACGAUGCCAACCGUAACGUCUACCGAAUCAUCAGCGUGGGUGGCACCAAGGCAAUCAUCAACUGCACCGUCACACCCAGCAUGUCGUUUACCAAGACGUCCCAGAAGUUCGGCCAGUGGGCAGACAGCAGGGCCAACACUGUGUACGGACUCGGCUUUGCUACAGAGCAACAGCUGCAUCAGUUCUCAGACAAGUUUAAGGAGGUGAAAGACGCGGCUCGCCUGGCGCGAGAAAAGUCGCAGGAUAAAGAACUGGCCAACACAGCGCUCACCAUCGCUGCUCCGCAGUUCUCCCAGGACCUCUCUGAUGAACUCCAGUCUCCACCGGUGAUGUGUGUGAACGGACCAGAGGACAAGCUGUUCCGCAGCCAGAGCGCCGACAUCACUCUGUCUGCUGAGAAGGAGCGCAUCAAGAAGAUGCUCUCUGAAGGGUCCAUCUGUGAGAUGAACCUGGAAUCAGAGCUCUUCACUCUGCAGGACAGCAACUCCAAGCUGGUGGCGGCGUUGCACGAGGCGAACGCCAACGUGGAGCAGUGGAAGAAACAGCUGGCAGCGUACCAGGGGGAGACGGACAGGCUCAGAGAUCAGGUGGUGGAACUAGAGGCCCACGGAGGCCACGGCCCCAGCGACCUGCUGAAAGAUGAGCUGACCCGGUCCCUGGAGGAGCUGGAGGCCCUGCUGAAGGCCAAAGAUGAGGAAAUCCACAUUUUGCAAAGCAAGAAGGUAGAGUACCACGAGAUGGAACACCACCGGGAUGAGGCCAUCCACAGGCUACGGGAGACGGAGAUGCGCAACGCGGAGCUGGAGCGUCGCAUCCAGAACUCUGAGCAGAACCUGAACAACUCUCUGGAGGAACGGGACCGCAUGGACUCUGGAAUCCAGAGGGCCAUCGAAAUUCUGGACAUCAAGAUCUUUGACCUUAACGACCUUCGACAGAGCUUGGUUAAGCUCAUAGACAAAUAGCUGGGAGGAGGGGGGGUGCGGGCGGAAAUGGGUCAAUAUCCAAGCCGAGGAGAGCGAUGGAACGGUCCAGGACAGGACCAGAUGGAGUCGGUCCCGGUCCUCUUGAAGCACAACCAGCGGCCCGCCUGCAGGGGGGGGGGGGGGGGCAGCAUGCACUCGGUUUCGCUUGUCCAAUCUAACGUAACGCUUCGUGUUGCUUUCAAGGGUAACGUUCAAUGCAAUAAACCAACUGUACGGUAAGUGCUAAUCACCGCUAGACAUUUAAUAUGAGAGUUGGCGAUUGUAGUUUUUUUGUAAGUUUGACUGUUUGUGCACCAAAUGGCAACGUGUGUGUCCGUCUGAUUAAGAAGCUUGUUUCUUUUUAUUUCUUUUGUUUUUUUUCAUCUUGAGAGCAAAAUGAGACCGCCGAGUUAAAGGCAAAUAAGAAAAAAAAAAAAAAGCACAACCAAAAAUGACAUUUGCAUAUUUAACAGCGUGCCUAAAAUAUGUCUUCUACUGAAUUUAACAUUCAAGUUUGAUUAGUGCAGAGAUCCACCUGUGCAUGGUCUUAUAGACACGCAUGUAUUAUUUAGACGCUGUUACUUUGUUUUGAGUUCCUUCCAUAGAAAUAUUUAUUGACACAUAUUCCAGGUUCCGUAAAGAAGAAUGCUACACAACUUAAACAUUAGAUCUUAAUAGUGACACCAAAGAUCAAAUAUGAGGAGCCAAGUCGUCGAUAAGAUUUCAGCAGCUUUUCUAUUAUCACAUCUUAAUUUUAACUCUUAAGAAUUCUUUAAAUCUAAGAUUUGUGACAGUAAUCUGUUGAUAGAUAUGAUACAAUAAGUAAUUACAUUUAGGGUGAAUAUGUUCUUUUUUCCCCCCCAUGAUAUAAGUCAAUAAUGCUACUGAUAGUCAGUAAACACAAGAAAUAGAGGCCAUCACUUCGAUCUACGUAUGUUUAACUGGUCCUGUCUUAGUAACUGUCCUGUGCAUCAUCUGUGAACACUAACUAACUUAUUUUGUGCAUUCAAGGAUCUUUACGAGACAUUUUCUGCCUUCUGUUACUUCUCAGCUCGUUACCUUUAGCUGUGGCCGAUGCGCCACACGCCUUGUGAGUGUGGCUCUGUUUGAAAAGUGAUUAAAGUCUUUUAUCACUCUGUUGGUUAAUAUAUUCCACGCUAUGUGUAUAUCUGUGUGUGCUUUUCUUCAAGCCUUAUGGUUCAGUCCGUCUCUCAGACAAGCUUUUGUCAGCACAGUCAGGAUAUAAAAGCAAAGUGGACACUC